UGUUGACCACAAUUUUAUUUGUAGUAAUACAAUUUCCAUUUCAAUUUCAAGAAAAAAGCAAGAACAAAAGGGAAAAAAGAAGGAAAAAAAAACACUCAACACUAUUUUUCUUUUACAAUCUACCUUUUGCAGGCAAAUUUAUCUCCUAUUAAUACAAAAAAUCUCCGGAAUAAUCUCCCCUCCCUCUUUCUAUAAUUGCUUGCAGUAUUAGUUCUCUACAUUUAGGGGGCAAUACCCAUAAGGUGAAGGAGAAAUAGGUGGAGACAAAUUUGGCCUUGAGGGUUUGGCGUGCUUUCCUUUUUUUGCUCUAUAUAAAUAAGUCAUAAUCUUGAUUGUCUACAACCCCUAUAUCCAAUCUAUACCAAAUAAUAGAUAUCUUAUAGUAUGAAUUUUGUUAUUUUGGGAUAGUAUUGGAGUUUAGGUACUGAAGCUUUUGUUGAAUGCAGAUUUUCUUGUUGGGUUUUUAAGUACAUUUGAUUAAUGUCUAGUGUGGAAGUUAAAGGGUUUUUAGUGACACCCACAAAGCCUAAUUAGUCAGGUUUGUUGAAAAGGUUAUGACUUUGAUAAUUGUUGCAUUGAAGAUUGAGGAUUUGCUGGUAUCUGGGGUUUGAUCCUUUUGGUUAUAGAUGAAUCUUGAAUUUUGAUGUGGUGUGAAUGUAUGUGUUGGUUGGUUGGUUUUUUGUUAGGGUAUGUUGAGCAUCCUUUGUGAGGUCUUUGCUUAGUUUUGGGAUUUCAUUUUGAGAUUAAAGAGUGUUGUAAUUCUUGGGGUUUUGGGGUUCUCAUUUGGCUAUGUGAGUGGGUAUUGAUUGCUGGUAAAGGUAUCACCUUCUGUUUUUUUCUAGGGUUUAUUGUGUGUUUUGAGGUGAAAAGCUUUUAUGUGGAGAGGAUUUGUUCCUUGAUCACUUGUUAGUUUCUUACUGAUUCUUUGUUCCUCAGCUAGUGUUUAAAAGUUUCCCUUUUGUUCCUUAGUGGUGUAAGAACCCCGGCUGUGAAAUAAUUUGUGUGAGUCACAAAUUUAGAUAUGAACAGGAGGAUUAGGAGGAAAUUGACAAGGAAGGGACAGGAGAAGGCGGAUUGUCCUGAGGUCGAUGAGUGUUUGGCUUUGGAUGAGAGAGGGAUAGUUGAUUGGACUAGGUUGCCGGAUGAUACAGUAAUCCAGCUCUUUUCGUGUUUGAACUAUCGUGAUCGAGCAAGCUUGUCAUCCACCUGUCGUACUUGGAGAAAUUUAGGCACAUCACCAUGCUUGUGGCAGGUUUUGGAUCUUCGUCCUCAUAAGUGUGAUUCUGCUGCUGCUGCUUCUCUUGCCCCUAGGUGUAAGAAUCUUCAGAAACUUCGAUUUCGUGGUGCUGAAUCUGCUGAUGCAAUAAUACAGCUUCAGGCUAAGAGUUUGUAUGAGAUCAGCGGUGAUUACUGCCGCAAGAUCACAGAUGCUACAUUGUCUGUAAUUGCUGCUCGACAUGAGUCACUUGAAAAUUUGCAACUUGGCCCUGAUUUUUGUGAAAAGAUAAGCAGUGAUGCAAUAAAAGCAAUAGCUAUUUGCUGUCCUCAACUCCGGAGACUUAGACUUUCUGGAAUUCGUGAUGUUGAUGGAGAUGCCAUCAAUGCAUUGUCUAGGCAUUGUCGGGAUUUGGUGGACAUUGGUCUCAUCGAUUGUCUCAACAUUGAUGAGGUGGCUUUGGGAAACGUUUUGUCUCUUCGCUUCCUGUCGGUUGCUGGCACGACUAAUAUGAACUGGAGUUUGGCUUUAGAGAAUUGGAGUAAACUGCCUAACCUGAUGGGCUUAGAUGUUUCUAGAACAGAUAUAAUUCCUAAUCCCGUUCUAAGACUGUUUUCAUCCUCACUAUGCUUAAAGGUCUUCUGCGCCUUAUAUUGCCCCGCUCUCGAGCAAGACGCCAACUUUGUUUCCAAUAACAACCUCAGAGGUAAACUACUGCUUUCUUUUUUCACUGACAUUUUUAAAGUAGCAGCAUCACUAUUUGCCGAUACUACAAAUAACGAGAGGAAUGUAUUUGUGGAGUGGAGAAAUUUAAAGACCAAGAAUAGAAAAAUGGAUGAUGUUAUGAAUUGGCUGGAAUGGAUCCUUUCUCAUUCACUUCUGCGAAUUGCUGAAAGCAAUCCUCAAGGGUUGGACAAUUUUUGGCUAAGCCAGGGUGCCUAUCUGUUACUUAGUUUAAUGCGUAGCACUCAAGAGGAAGUUCAAGAAAGGGCAGCCACUGGCCUGGCAACUUUUGUUGUCAUUGAUGAUGAAAAUGCUAGUAUUCAUGGUGGAAGGGCUGAAGCAGUUAUGCGAGAUGGAGGCAUAGGUCUCCUGCUUAAUCUUGCAAAAUCUUGGAGGGAAGGGCUUCAGACAGAAGCUGCAAAGGCUAUAGCAAAUUUAUCUGUGAAUGCCAAUGUUGCAAAAGCUGUAGCAGAAGAAGGUGGGAUAAGCAUCCUAGCAAUUUUGGCAAGGUCUAUGAAUAGGCUGGCUGCAGAAGAGGCGGCUGGAGGACUGUGGAAUCUCUCAGUUGGGGAAGAGCAUAAGGCUGCCAUUGCUGAAGCUGGUGGUGUAAAAGCUCUGGUUGAUCUUAUCUUCAAAUGGUCCAUCACUGGUGGUGAGGGAGUUCUGGAACGUGCUGCUGGUGCAUUAGCAAAUUUGGCGGCAGACGACAAAUGUAGCAUGGAAGUAGCAGCAGUAGGUGGUGUACAUGCUUUAGUAAAGCUUGCUCAAAACUGCAAAGCUGAAGGAGUUCAAGAGCAGGCUGCCCGUGCACUCGCAAAUCUUGCUGCGCAUGGAGAUAGCAAUAGUAACAAUGCAGCAGUUGGACAAGAGGCAGGAGCUCUGGAAGCACUUGUGCAACUUACGCGUUCUCCUAAUGAUGGAGUCAGGCAAGAAGCUGCUGGAGCAUUAUGGAAUCUGUCAUUUGAUGACAGAAAUCGUGAAGCAAUUGCGGCAUCUGGUGGUGUUGAGGCUUUGGUUGCUCUUGCACAAUCGUGCUCAAAUGCUUCUCCUGGCUUGCAGGAGAGGGCUGCUGGUGCUUUGUGGGGAUUGUCUGUAUCAGAAGCAAACAGUAUCGCAAUUGGACGAGAAGGAGGUGUGGCACCACUUAUAGCACUUGCGCGAUCUGAUGCUGAGGAUGUCCAUGAAACUGCAGCAGGGGCUCUCUGGAAUCUUGCUUUCAACCCUGGUAAUGCUUUCCGUAUAGUGGAGGAAGGGGGGGUUCCUGCCCUUGUUCAUCUUUGUUCGUCAUCUAUCUCAAAAAUGGCACGCUUUAUGGCUGCAUUGGCGUUGGCUUAUAUGUUUGAUGGAAGAAUGGAUGAAGUUGCACUUGUGGGAACUUCUUCAGAUAGCAACUCUAAGAGUGUAAACUUAGAUGGAGCUCGAAGAAUGGCUUUAAAGAACAUUGAAGCUUUUAUCCUUGCAUUUUCUGAUCCACAAGCAUUUUCUGCUGCUGCUGCAUCAUCCGUCCCUGCAGCAUUGACUCAAGUUACUGAAUCAGCUCGUAUUCACGAGGCAGGUCAUCUUAGGUGCAGUGGAGCUGAGAUUGGAAGAUUCGUUACGAUGUUACGUAAUUCUUCUUCUAUUCUCAAAGCAUGUGCUGCAUUUGCUCUUCUUCAGUUCACAAUCCCUGGUGGUCGGCAUGCACAACAUCAUGUUUACCUAUUGCAGAACACUGGAGCAUCAAGGAUUUUGCGUGCUGCUGCUGCCGCAGCCACUGCCCCUAUUGAAGCCAAAAUCUUUGCACGAAUCGUACUUCGAAACUUGGAGCACCAUCAUAUAGAAUCCUCAGCCUAAGGCCUGUUGAGGACUAGUCCUAGGCUUGUGCAUUUCGACCACUGCCAUUGGUGCCUUACUCAGCAAUCGUGGUAGGUAUACUCCUUUCAGUGGCGUUGACAUAAAGCUGCUAGUUCGUGUUAGCGCACCAAAAGUAACAGUGCUGGCUUUUGGGAAGAAGCACAAGCUUCUUAUUUUUCUACCCAAACGGCUGCCUCUUUUUGAGUUUCUAUUAGUUUUAUUUCUUGGGUACAUAUAGGCUGUGUGAUUUUGAUAGAUCUAUUGGGCAGCGCGUUAUAUAUAUAGUUCCCAAGUCCAGUUGUGUUUCAGAUUCUGUAUUUUACUGUGCACUGGCAGUUUGUUUAAUACCUGUACAUUAUAGAGCUGCAGAGACGUCAGCAUGCUGACAAUUUCUGUACAAAGACUUCAAAGAAUUUCUAUGAUAUACUUCUUGUGUUUGGAUGAUGAA
Messenger RNA from Capsicum annuum, 4220 nucleotides. Its product is annotated as protein ARABIDILLO 1. The record is from RefSeq and is a predicted model, not a curated record. Bases 1022 to 3772 code for a protein of 916 amino acids. Lineage: Eukaryota; Viridiplantae; Streptophyta; Magnoliopsida; Solanales; Solanaceae. Gene Ontology annotation, molecular function: protein binding. The transcript is spliced from 12 exons.